Messenger RNA from Hydra vulgaris (swiftwater hydra), 2085 nucleotides. RefSeq names its product origin recognition complex subunit 2. Gene Ontology annotation, cellular component: nuclear origin of replication recognition complex; nucleus. Gene Ontology annotation, molecular function: DNA replication origin binding. NCBI's taxonomy places the organism in Eukaryota, Metazoa, Cnidaria, Hydrozoa, Anthoathecata, Hydridae. Gene Ontology annotation, biological process: DNA replication. The record is from RefSeq and is a predicted model, not a curated record.
AUUUUUAUUUAGAGUACUUAUAAAAAUUGCAAUAUUUAAUGUACCCUAAAAAAUAAAGAAAAAUCAAAAAAGUCAAAUGGAAAAUGAACGAGUUACAACACGUCAUCAAGCUGAACGCAAAAAAGUUUCUGGAUUCAAGGAAGAAUGUUCCGAAAGAAAAAGCUACUUAAAGGAACCAAUUUACAAAGAUGAAAGCACAGACAGUGAUUUUGAGGAUGAAGAAAAAGAUUGCAUGAUAAAAGCAAGAGUUCUAACUGAAAAUGAUUUGAAUGGACAAGAUAUAUUUGGCUUUAAAACACCGAAAAGAAAAGAAGCUUUGUCAAAAGCAGCUCAAAAUUCAGUUCGUUCUGGCAAAUCUAUAAAAAGUAGAAAACUAACUUCAUCAUCUAAAAAAAACAUAAAGAAAAAUGGCAAGAAUGUCACACCUUCAUUACCUUGCUUUUCUCCAAAAGAAGAACUACCAGAAGAAAAAGAAAAUGGAAAAGAGGUUAGAUUUAUUGGCAGGUACUCACACAGGUCUAUUCAUGUUCCUCAUCAAUCCACAAUCCACAUCAUGUUUCUGGUAGUACAGGAGAAUUGCAAAAAAGUAGGAAGAAAGAUUCAUUUACACGCAAUUAUUAAUACUGAUGAGGAUGAAUUUGAAAGUGAAACAGAGGAUGAGGAAGAAAAUGAAUAUUUACAAGGCAAUUCUGAAAAUAAUCCUGCAGACACUGACAAGGCUCGUGAUAUUCUCGAUUUGUACUUCGAGGUGCACAACAAGAAGCAUAUAUCUGUUACGUCUGAUAGAACCUUAUCAAAUCUACAAAAACCAAAAAUGCCACAUGAGGAGUUUCGCAAGCAUUUAAAAGAAACUCAGGCUAGUCAUAUAAAUGAAACUGUUGCGUUGUUUGAACAACUUACAUCUCACUUUCAAGAAUGGAUGUUUCAACUGUUAUGUGGUUUUAAUGUGUUAUUAUAUGGUCUUGGUUCUAAAUAUAAUUUAAUUCGUCAGUUUAAAGAAAAUUUUUUAAGUGAUGCAAUCUGCUUAGUUGUAAAUGGAUUUUUCCCUGGUAUCACUAUAAAGCAAAUAUUAAAUACCAUCACAGAAGAUUUACUUGAAAAAGAUAUUCGAUUUAAAAGUAUUAUUGAUCAUAGUGUGUUUGUAAAGAAACAUUUCGAUUCAGAUAAAUCAAAUAAAUUAUUUGUCAUUAUCCACAACAUUGAUGGCGCCAUGUUACGCUCCACAAAUGUUCAAGCUGCAUUAUCUCACAUUGCCAGCGCAAAAAAUGUGCAUCUUAUUGCCUCAAUCGAUCAUAUAAAUGCUCCAUUAAUCUGGGACCAAAGUUGUCUAAGUUUGUUUAACUGGGUUUGGUAUGAUGCAACAACAUUUGAUUCAUAUGAUCAGGAAACAUCUUAUGAAAACUCUUUACUGGUUCAGCAAUCUGGUACAUUAGCCUUAAGCUCUUUAGCUCAUGUUUUGAGAAGUUUGACUCCAAAUGCUCGUGGUAUUUUUAAAUUGCUAGUUAACUAUCAGCUGGACAACAAAGAUAGCUCCAGUUAUCAAGGUUUAUCAAUCAAUGAUUUGUACAGCCGGUGUCGAGAAAUGUUUCUUGUUAAUAGCGAUCUUACCUUAAAAGCACAGUUAACAGAGUUUAAAGAUCAUAAACUCAUAAAAUUAAAAAAGGGGUCAGAUGGUGUGGAAUAUUUGUUUGUAGCUGUAGAUGAGUCUACAUUAAAAGAGUUUCUUACUAAUGAAGAGGAAUAUAUGAAAUAAAACUAUCAAAAAAUCGGAUAUUUUAAACUAUUAAAAUAUGUUUAUCUCGAGAAUAACGACAAAAAAGAAAGUUUCAAAUUUAUUUAUACGGACAUCUGAUGAAUUCAGUUAUUGACGAAUUAUUAUUGAUGCAAUAAAUAUUGAUGACGAAAUAAUGAUCAUUGUUGCUGCUAAAUCAUGAUCUAUCGUAGUCUAUCUUUAUCGUUCACAACCGUUAAAUAAUAAUUGGUUAUAAUUGUUCAUGAUCAAUUUUAGUAAUUAAAGAAAACUUGUACAUGCAUUCUUCAAAAUGUUUCUAUUUUGUUUGCUUUGUUAAAAUAUUGUGAUGAUUA